CUUCCUGUAAGCUGAACGCUGAAUAAAAGAAACUGAGAACUCCAGCUGCUUCUCGUGUCUGUUUUCCCGCCAAGGACGCAACAAUAACAAUGAAAGGCUCAAAUGCAGUGUAUCACAAUGAAAACAGAAGCCUUGAUGCUAAGAAAGGGCGCUUUGCUUUGUUUGUGCACUUUUGGGAGAGAAAGAAUUAGAAUCUACUCAAUUAUUAAAAAAAGGUGUAAUAGUGCCUGUCUCCAUUUGACAGUGCAAGAUUAUGCCUGAGUAGACAAACACUGAUAAAACCUACUAACCUCAGUGAUCACAAGUGGGCAUUGUUUCAUCUUUAUACUUCAGUGUCAUUGCCUAUUGAACACCUCACUUCCGAUUCAAGUUCCUAACUACCCUACAAUUUUUCAAGCGCUUACAUCACAAAGGGUUGUAAACAUAAUGCCAAACAUAUAUCCCAUUCAGUGAAAUAGAGAAAGUAAUAAAUCUUGGUUGUCAAAAAAUGAAGACCAGAUUCAACAGCUAUUAAACUGAAAGUUUGUAGAGGCAGCUUGAAAAGAGAAGCAGAAGAGUUGCUUAAUCAGAAUAUACCCUUCCUUCUUUUUGCAAGCUGCUUCUUUCUCCCUCUUUGUUUCUCCUGCAGUUGCAACCACUGGUGGAAGUUGCUGCAGUUCUUAUGUGCCUCUUGGUUAGUCAGUCUUAGAAGGAUUUCUCUGCCUCGGCCUGGCAUAACAAAGAAUCUACAUGCCAUUCAAAAAAAAAAAAAAAAAAAGGUCUUCAUUACUGGUUCUCCUCUCUCCUCCCUUUCUAACACCACUCCCUUUUAACACAAGCCAAUAAGAUUGCUUCUAGGCCCACUAGGCUUUCCCUGUCAGUAUUCACGGGCUGCUUGUAAAUAGCAGAAGGAAGGAAGUGUUUGCAUAGAUUGAGCUUGGCUGAGAGAUUCAAGUAGCAGGAAGGAGUGAUGCUGCUCAGUAUAAACCAGAGAAUAUGGAAACGGGAUGCACUGUGCCACUGAAAUUAUCUGGGGCAAAAACUGAACACAGAGGCUUGCUAAACUGGUACCAAGCCUUAACGUGGCGUGCUGAACAGUAGUUGCAUGACUUUUUCACCUGGCUGUCGUCGUGUUUUUUUUUUCCUGCAAUGUGCACAAAUCAGUUUAGAGGACUUUUUAAAUCUCUAAAAGGGGCCCAUCUGAUUUCAGCAAUCCUUUCAACUGUUCACAUCGCCGUGUUCCACGAAAGACCAUGCUCAGUGUGAGUUUUAUUUUGGCAGUCUGGAUUGAUCUUGCUGGCAGGAAAGAGUGGAUUUCCAUCAUUUCAUAAUGAGUGUGCUGACAUUAACUCUAUUUAUUUGUAAACUCCUGGGGAAGCUGUUGGUACUGUUCGACCUGGGUGCUCAAGUUAGCAGCUUAAGCAAUGCUUCCAUUUUCACAAGAUGCCCUGAAGUUUGCAUCUGUACUGCUGAUCUCCUGAGUUGUACCAGGAAAAACCUCCGGCAUAUCCCUGUUCCACUGCCUCCUACAACUAUCACCUUGGAUCUCAGCCACAAUGCUAUUGUUCAUCUUCACGAUUAUUGCCUGACUACUUUACCACAUCUUGAAACCUUAAGGAUUAGCCACAACAAAAUAAAAAACAUCACCCAACAUGUGUUUCGCAAUGCUACUUACCUUCUGUACCUGGAUAUGUCCUCCAACCAUCUGCAGACUGUGGAAAAAUACUACUUUGAAGACCUUGUGAACUUGAAAGAGCUUCUCCUUUACAAUAACAAAAUAGUGGAAGUAGAUGAAAAAGCUUUCAUGACAUUAAUCAAUUUGCAAAAGAUCUAUCUAAGUUGGAAUAGGCUAACAAAAUUUCCAUUUGAGUCUAUUCAAACACUUCAACAUCCUUAUCUAAGGACGCUUGAUCUUUCUGCCAACAACCUAAGCAGCAUUCCUAUUCAAGUAAUAGCAAGUUUGCCUACGUAUAUUAAAAAUGGCUUAUAUUUUCACAACAACCCUGUGAAUUGUGACUGCUCUCUCCAGGAGAUGCUCCAGGAAUGGAAACAUCGCGGUUUCAGUUCUGUGCAGGAUUUCAUAGAGGAGCACACUUGUAAAGCCUAUCCCAAUAUGCUCUCCUUAAUUAAGACUUUCAAUUACAAUAAAUAUUUUCAAAUUUGUUCUUGGAACCAAAGAAAAUUUGACAUUCCAGAAGUGCUGUGCAGAGUGGGAGAAUCCUUGGUAAUAGACUGCAACACAAGCCUCCCUGAAGACAAUACCACCACUUACAGGUGGAUCUCCCCACGCCAUGAAUUAUUCAUGUAUCCCGAGCACAGUGAUCAGACACAUCAGCCUUUAAAAAAUGGAAGCUUAAAGAUCAUAAAUGUCAACCGUUCAUUCUCAGGCGUUUAUGAGUGCAUAGCAAUCAGUGAUCUCCAAAAGAUCAAUGAAACAUACGAAGUUAACGUGACAGUCCACAACUCCAAAUUAGUGGAAUCUUUCAGUACUAGCCUCACAACCCUUCUAGGGUGUAUUGUAAGCUUGGUAUUAGUGCUGAUGUACCUGUACCUUACACCAUGUUGUUGCUCUAAGUGCUGCAGGAAGCCUACAAGUCCUCCUCAAGACUGCAGUGCCCAAUCAUCUAUUCUUAGUACCACUCCAUCGGUCACAGAUGUAACAAAUCGCAAGAUCAGUGCAAACAAGCAUGUUGUUUUUCUAGAGCCUAUCAAGGAGAAUCACAAUGGCAAGGUCAAGCUGGCUGUCACUGAAGACUUUGAUGUGAACCCCCCCAAGCUCCUAAGACUUAAACUGGACUCAGAAUCAAUCAAUACAGCUUUUUCUAAUCCCGUCAUGUCACCAGCAGAUGCAUAGCAAACCAACUGCAGAAAGCCUUUCUUAGUGGAUGGCUGGAAUGGAAAACAAAAUCCUGUUUCCAUUCUGGGAGGAAGUGAGAAGACAAGAUAUAUUCAUGAAGGAUUUCCUCACCACAAUCUAUAUUUUUAAAAAUGUUUCUUGGAUGGAGGAUGCUGAAUCUUACUUCUUACAUUAUCUCCCCCCACUAAUUCCCAUCCAAUUGCUCCAGCUCUCUUAGGCAUGGAAAUGAAAAGCAGCUCCUUUUAAGCAAGGAAAGGAAUAAUUGUUCUCUGCACAUCCCAGAUGAUUGCCGCAUGCUUCAUUCUCAAGAUAAUACAAUGUUCUAGAAGGUUAUCUUCUCCCAUUAGAAAACUGCUGUGGAAUAUAAACUUGUGUUGUGGCUUUGACUUUUAGAGAACAAAGUUUUUACUAUAUAACAAGGCUGUUUUCAUCUUUGCAGAAGACCAAGUGCCUCAUAUAGCCACAUAGAGACCCUUUCUUACUUGCUCCGAAACUGCUCUAACUAGACACUGCUUCAAACCUCAAACAUUUGUGAAAAUAAAUUCUUGAAUCCACUCUUUCUACCAUCUGCACUGCUUAAAAGAAGUUAGCAUAAAAACAAGCCGAAGCAACCUUCCUUUUAGAAAAGAAACAAGCACUGCCCCAGAUGACCAUACUUGGAUAUGUGCAGUUAGCCCAUAGUGAAUCUUAUGUAUAUUCCUGGCUACGGAAAUCUGCAUUAAUAACAAUUUAUGCCUGGAAAGUACCUGAACUUGGACUGUCUAAAGCCUCUAGAGGAAAGCCUUUUCAAUGUCGUGAUUUCUAAGGACACUUAUAACAGAGCCUUCAAGAUUCAAGCUUGAACUGUAGAGAAAACCACCACCAAAACUGCUUUCAGUCAACACAAGUCUUUGCAAGGGGAAGCAAUAAACUUACACCAGGUCCUAUCUAUGGGUUUCUGCAGGGAAAGCAAGAGAGGGGCAAAUGAUAACAGAUAUGAGGGGUCCUUGGAGCUCUCUGAGCUAGGUUCGUUUUUUUUUUGUAGAUGUUUCAUUAUCCAAACUAGGUAACAUCAUCAGUGUAGUAAGGAAUGGGAUUUGCUCUCAGUCUAUAUUCCAGUGGCUCACCUUGUCAGGGCUGUUGGGGUUGAUCUUGGUGGUUCUUUGGUUGGGCUGUUUGCUUGUUUGGGGGUCCCUUGAUUGGGGCAUUGUUUACUUCUUGACUGUUAGUCUGAUGUUAAUCCCAGUGUCAAUCUAUGCUCAUCAGGAUGUUGAUUGCUCGUGGGGAGGUAUUUUGGUCUUUUUGUUCCCUUUCUAGCUUGUUCAUUGUCUCUUUUGCACAGUAUAUAGAUGCUGUUUAUGUCUAUGUAUCUAUUCAUGGCCAAUUUGUCAGAGUGCCAAGGCUUCCAGAAAUUCUGUACCAUUUUUGGACUUGGCUUGAAUGGUUUCCCAGUUGAAACUAUGGUUAAGUCUGUCCAUAUGUUAUGAAAUUAAAGAGUUAUCAUCAUGUCUUCUGAUGAUGUUACCUAGUUUGAGUAAUGACAUGUCUGCAAGAAAAUGACCAACUCAGAGAGCACCAAGGACCCCUCAUUUCAACCCUAAGCUGCAAGUAUUCUCUUUAUUGAUAACAUACACGUCAUCAUUUGUGAUAGCACAAUUUGUGUCAGGCAUUCUGAUGCAAACAUAUACUUUCAGCAUGUAUAUGAUUACAUCAUUACACAUGUGUCAUCAUUUUGGCAUCAUAGUUUACUGUGUACACUGCUGGCAUUACUGACUUGGAUAUGUGUAGACAUAUAUUAACCCUUAAUCAAAAAGGGGGGAGCUGAGCAGCUGACAUCAAAGUUCCCAGAUAAAGCACACUGUUUAUUGGUAUAGUCUUCUCCUGGAAAUGGGGUACAUGUGUCCUCCUUUCAAGAAAGAAAGUACAACACUCCAUUUCUUGAUUAAGCAGCACUACAGAGAAUUGUCAAGAUCUUUUUGAAUUAGAAUAGCCAAGGUCUGUGGUUGUGUGUAUUAAAGGAUCCUUCUGCAAGGGUACCAGAAACAAGAUAAAAGGUUGUAAAAUUUUUGUUUAUAUUUUAUUCUGUGUACUUAUGGCUAUAGUGCAUUGUGGAAUUUGAAGCUGAAAUUUAUUUCUUAAAAUGUCCAUCCUUUAUAUAUGAAAAAACAAAAUGUAUUUGCUAAAGGAUCAAAAACCAGGAAGCAUAGGUGAUCUAAAGUACAGAAUUUCUAUUGCAUUUCCAAAUAUUUAUUAUUUUGCAGGCCCUGAGUCAUUGCCAAAUUAUUCAAAAUAAAAUAAUUGUUUCCAAAACUUAAAAAAUAAUUAUUUUCAGAAUUUAUUUUGAGAGUAAAGCACACAUUGCUUCUGCAAAAUGAAUGCCAUUCUGAUUAUAAAACAGAAAUCACUCUCCAAAACAUGUAAUCAGGGAAGAGGGGAUGUCUUGAAAUUUUGUUUACCUUUCUUCCAUGUAUAUAGUUCUAUAAUGGAAAAGAGAGACCUAUCAGCUUUCAGGUCUUGCUGAGCAAUAAUUUGCAGGAUCCCUCAACAUUAGUGAUGCUAGCUGGAGGCACUGGUCUAGUUAAUCUGUAAUAUCUGGAGGAUCACAGAUUCCUUUUUCCCUGUUCCAAUUGUACUCUAGAUAUAUUAAAUAUUCCCAGAAGGGGCUUUCAAUUUUAUAUCUACUUUAUUUAUUUAACAAAUAUAUACAGUCAGCCUACCUACAAUGGGACUUUCUUGGUGAUAACAAUGCAUAACGAAAUCAAUAAAAAGAAUGAAGUUGA
Molecule: messenger RNA, 5595 nt
Organism: Crotalus tigris (Tiger rattlesnake)
Lineage: Eukaryota; Metazoa; Chordata; Lepidosauria; Squamata; Viperidae
Gene: AMIGO3
Product: adhesion molecule with Ig like domain 3
Exons: 3
Coding region: 1310-2833 (507 amino acids)
Molecular function (GO): protein binding
Source: RefSeq, a predicted model, not a curated record